This is a messenger RNA of Medioppia subpectinata, 930 nucleotides long. The record is from the annotation of a GenBank genome assembly. NCBI's taxonomy places the organism in Eukaryota, Metazoa, Arthropoda, Arachnida, Sarcoptiformes, Oppiidae.
AUGCGCAAAAAGUUGCCGCCGGGUCCUAUUGGCCUACCAUUUGUCGGUUAUCUACCCUUUCUUAAGGGCGAGACCUCUAAAAAGUUGGUAGAAUUGGGCAAAAAAUACGGACCGGUUUAUGGCAUACAAUUGGGUUUGUAUCCAGCGGUGGUACUCAACGACUGGGCGUCAAUAAAAGAGGCACUUUCUGACGAUACGGCACUAUAUCGGCCGAAAGACAACUUUUUCAACUCGGCAACUCCUCGGGGCUUAACCUCAUUGAGUGGUGACGUUUGGAGAGAGCAUAAGAGGUUCGCUUUGUAUGAAUUGCGAAAUUUGGGUUUCGGUAAGACAGCGAUGGAGGACCACAUCAUUGAUGAGAUCAAUCACUUGUCGCAACUCUUGGACGAGAAAGAGGGGCAGGAAAUUGAUUUCCGGAAUGUGUUUCCGGUCGGCGUUUCAAAUAAUGUCAAUUUCCUGCUCUUUGGCCGCCGUUUUGAGUAUACGGACAGCAGAGCGAAGGCGAUCACCGAGUUUAGCAAAUUGGACCCCAAAUAUGAUGUAGCUGGCUACUUCGCGUUUUACCCACGUGUAACCCGAUUUGCCAUUAAACACCUGACAUUUCUCAUACCUCCAUCUCUACGCCAUAUUAACAAUAUUUUUAAGGGAAUGAAAGAGAUCAUCAAAUCUGAAUACGAGACACAUGUGAAAACAAUUGAUGAAAACAAUAAUAGGGAUUAUGUGGACGCCUUCAUCAACGAAACGCGCAAAAAUAGCGAUAGAAAAACAUUUGAUUACAAUUUGCUGGAGGGAAAUAUACUAAACCUGUUCGGCGCCGGCACCGGUACUCUACUACAAACCCUGGAGUGGGCGCUAUUGGUUUUGGCCGCUAAACCGGAAAUACAACAAAAGUUACACAAAGAGAUCGACGAAGACAAUCACUCCGAUUAA